Daldinia caldariorum is the source of this 918-nucleotide messenger RNA. RefSeq names its product Annexin. NCBI's taxonomy places the organism in Eukaryota, Fungi, Ascomycota, Sordariomycetes, Xylariales, Hypoxylaceae. Bases 1 to 918 code for a protein of 305 amino acids. Gene Ontology annotation, cellular component: cytoplasm. The transcript has a single exon. The record is from RefSeq and is a predicted model, not a curated record. Gene Ontology annotation, molecular function: calcium ion binding; calcium-dependent phospholipid binding.
AUGGGAUGUAAUGAGUCAGUCCUGAUACGCAUACUCACCUCGCCCAAGUAUGAAAAUCCUUGGGCGAUAGCCCAGCUCGUAGGUGAUUAUAACAAGCGCUUCAUUCGUGACUUAGCCAAGGAUAUCGAGAGCGAGACACGUGGGAGCGUGGAAACUGCUCUCCUUGCUUUAAUACGAGGACCGCUUGAGCAAGAUGCGCGAGUUCUAAUCAAGGCUCUUGAUCGGGCCGGUACGGACGAAGAUGCUCUCAUGGAUGUUAUUCUGUGCCGGUCGAACGCAGAUAUUCGCGCAAUCAGCGCCGAGUACAAGCGAAUCAAGGGCAAUGAGCUCCUAGUAGAUAUCAAAGACGACGUGGAUGACACGUUAUUCCGUCUCUAUAGCAUGGUGCUAUCUGCCACACGUGCCGAAGACGCGGCACCCGUAAUCGCUGCGGAGAUCGACCACAAAUUGACAGAGCUACAGCGGGCCACAGAAGGCACAAUCGGCGCCAAUGCCAUUGCUGUGGCACAGAUCUUCACGAAUUGUAACGCCGCGCAGCUCCACGCCCUCUGUGAGGCGUACCAGCGGAAGUAUCACCGCUCGCUCGAGGAAGUAAUCGAAAAAGAGUUCCGUGGCGAUAUGGAGGACGCGCUGCUCUACGUGUUGGAAAAUGCCGUCGACCGAGCACGCUUCGACGCUAGACGGCUAGAGAAGCCUUUAUAUAGAACGCCGCGCAAGGACCGAUUGUUGAUCAAUAGGGUCGUCAGCCUGUACUGGGACCGACCACGUCAAGAAGCAGCCAAAGCCGCGUACCAGAGAUACUCUGCGGCCAGGACCUCGUUGCGUGCUGCUUUCAGAGCCAUACUGGGUGGAGACUAUGAGGAUUUGAUGAUUGCGUUGAUUCGCGAAAGUAACGAGCAGCUACUUAAAGUGUUGUGA